GCCGUUCGGCAGCAGUAAGCGUGCUGCGCGAAAGCUGAAUCAAACCAAAACGAAGUUUGAGAGAGGACGGGGAUGUCUGUGGCUGAGGCGUCAGCAGCAGACAACACCCGCCGCGCUAUCGAGCGCGGCAGCAUCACCACCGCGCAGAAAACGCUGGAAAGACCGAAGGAGGAGCUGGUCAUAAGUAGGAAAUGUGAGGAAGAGAGCAAAGCUGGUUGCAGCGUGGCUCAGGAGUUUGUGCGCGAGAAAGACGAGGAGCUCAAGUCGGAGCGGGCACGGCGACAGCAGGCCGAGCAGGAGAAACAGCAGGCCGAGCAGGAGAAACAAGCCAUUGGGCGAGAGAAGGAGUCGGCGGUGGCGGGACAGCGCCAGGCGGAAGAGAGAACCCGCGCAAUGGAGGAGGAGUUGGCCCUUCUGAAAGACUCGGUGCAAAAUCUCCGCAAAACCAACUUGAGCCUCUUACAGUCUGCCGGGAUACCAGUCGUCGCCGUGGAGACGCAAACCGAGCCGGAGGAGGGCAGCAUCCGCAGUCUCGAAGACGAACUCUUGCUCGAGAGGGUCAAGGCAGAAAGACUGCAGCGGAAAGUGGAGCACUUCGGGCCGCUGGUGGAGGGGCUCAAGCGUUAAGUUUCGAGCGAGAAAAAGAAGACGACGAGAGCCAAGGCGCAUAUUGAGAAGCUCAAGGCUAACGAACCGGAGGAGGAACCGGAGGAGGAACCGGAGCAAGCGGUACCUAGGGAGAAGGGAGAGGGUGGUGGGGAGUUGCUCUCUGCAGAGGAUGAGAAGAAGGUGCUGAUGCGCGCAAUCGAAAAGAGGCUCAAACCCGAAGGAAAAUUUGGUGAGACUGCUGCACGGCUGUUCAAGAGCUUCGUGGAAAGGGGGGUGUCUGUCAACAUGACUCCGCAGCUGCUUCAGUCUACCGUGUUCCACGCCACGGGUGUACAAUUGAAACAAGAUCUCAACAUCACGUGUGCGCGCAACACGGUAAAGGUUCUUGGUCUCGGCAUUACGCAGCUCGAUGGCGAGGAGUUGGUCAAAGCAGUUAUCAGGGCGCCCGUUUUGUUGAUUGCGGGUGAUGAGUCGCUCCGCAACGGGGACAACAAGUUCCCUGUCUUCGUCGCUUUUCACGACGUGGAGGCGGACGCGCCGUCGUUUGGCCUGUUGCACGUAUGCAGCAUGAAAGACAAAACGGCAGAAACGCAGGCUCAGCUGUUUUACGAAACGAUCGUCGACACGCUUGGUUACCCAAAACACCGGGUGCUCUUCGUCUUGAGUGAUAACACCGCAUCUGUUUCCUCCGAGGGGAAGGGUUGUGUGAAGCUGUUGCAGAGAAAGCUACGGGGUGAGGACACCACCAAGAAACCCCCCACAAGAGCUACAGGGGGAGCCAGCAGCAAUAGUGGUCGUGGUGUUCAGCCACGAAACGCACCGGCGGCGGGGCGGGCGGGGC
Molecule: messenger RNA, 1450 nt
Organism: Ectocarpus sp. CCAP 1310/34
Lineage: Eukaryota; Phaeophyceae; Ectocarpales; Ectocarpaceae
Source: the annotation of a GenBank genome assembly